Messenger RNA from Vicia faba (fava bean), 936 nucleotides. NCBI's taxonomy places the organism in Eukaryota, Viridiplantae, Streptophyta, Magnoliopsida, Fabales, Fabaceae. The record is from the annotation of a GenBank genome assembly.
AUGGAUUGCACUGAUCAAAAGAAUGAGUUCCAUAAAAAGGAAAAUAGGGAAAAUUCCAUGAAAUCGAAAGAGAAGAAGAAGAGUUUAGUUUGUGAAGUUUAUGAUAAACCAAAGGUUCAUCAUGAAGAAGGAUCAACAAGCUCAAAAACUUACGUGUGUGAGUUUUGUAACAAAACCUUUAGUUGUGGAAAAGGAUUGGGUGGCCAUAAAAGAAUUCACAUUCAAGCCCUAAAGAAAGAGGGUUUGGCUAAAACAAAGGCAAAAUGCAAAUCAUCUUAUAAUGAUGAGAAACAAAGAUGUGAUGUUUGCAAAAAGGAUUUCCCAUCCAAGAAGGCCUUAUAUGGUCACUUAAGAUCUCACCCUAAAAGGGAAUGGAGACGUGUUCAUUCUAAGAAGAACGAUAAUUAUGAUUAUGAUUAUGGUUAUGGUUAUGAUAACGAUGAUGAUCAAGAUCAAGAUCAAUAUUUUCUUGGCGAACAUAAAGAAUUGGUUAUUGAUGAUGAUUCAAUAUCUUGGCCACCUAGAUCUUUUAAAGCCAAUAAAAGGGGACGUGCACGAGUUUUCGACGAAGAAGUUUUUAAUGGUGCUCAAACACUCAUGUAUCUCUCUAGGGAUCAAGGAUUUCAUGACAAGCUCAAGAAUAUGGAUAUUGAGAAGAAAGUGCUAGUUGUUGAUGAAAUUGAUGAAACACGAAUGAGGAAUGAGAAUAACAAAAGAAUGAAGUUGAUGAUGAAAUUGAAGAAUCCAUGUUCAACUUUUAAAGACAAUAUCUUGAUGGAAAAAGAUUGCUUCCAACUUGGCUCUUAUGAUGAUAAAGAGAAGAAUUUUUAUAGGUCUCAAACUGAGAUUGGAGAAUCAAGUCAAUCAAAAUCAAGAGUUAUUGAAGGGUUUUGUUUGAAUGAGGAACCAAAUGAAGUGAGUGAAGAAUCAAACUAG